This is a messenger RNA of Labeo rohita (rohu), 344 nucleotides long. RefSeq names its product NACHT, LRR and PYD domains-containing protein 6. NCBI's taxonomy places the organism in Eukaryota, Metazoa, Chordata, Actinopteri, Cypriniformes, Cyprinidae. Gene Ontology annotation, cellular component: cytoplasm. The transcript is spliced from 2 exons. Bases 14 to 289 code for a protein of 91 amino acids. The record is from RefSeq and is a predicted model, not a curated record.
UCAGUGAAGAACGAUGGCGUCUGUUAAACGAAAGCUUUAUGACACACUGGAUGAUCUGGAAGAAGAAAAAUUGAAGAGAUUUAAAAGCUACUUAAGAGAAGAUGGAAAUAUUAAAGUGUCUGUACUGGAGAAAGCAGAUGCAACUGACACAGUAGAUCAGAUGCUGGAUCGUUUUGGACCAGAAAGAGCUGUGAAGAUCACACUGGAUAUCCUGAAAAAGAUGAACCAGAACCAUCUUGCUAAACAGUUAGAGAACAGUAAAAAAGUCAAGACAAUCAGCUGUGCUUAGACUGAAGUCAGAGUUGAUCUAAAUACUGAAACAGGUGCAAAAGUCAAUGCUACAA